AUGUCUGGGGGCUCAGAGAGUGAUGAAUGUGCAACAGUUAAUGGGAGGGUUUAUAUUCCUGAAGUAAGAAAUGAGGAAACACCAGCAAUUGGGAUGAAGUUCGACUCGCUUGACCUCAUUUACAAUUUCUAUAAUAGAUAUGCAUUCUUGGCUGGCUUUGAUGCAACUUCUAGACGGGCGUAUGGGUUUUAUGGAGAUGUUGUUGUAUUCGAUACCACAUUCAACACGAAUCGAUACGACUUGACAUUUGCACCAAUGUUGGGAGUUAAUAACCAUGGUCAGACAAUUGUCUUAGCAUGCGCAUUUUUGAGCAAGGAAAUGAUUGAAUCGUUUGUUUGGAUGUUUAAGGAGUUUAAGAAAGCCAUGCCAGGUGGCGAAUCUAAAACGAUCAUUACAGAUCAAGAUGCGGCAAUGGCCAUAGCGAUUUCAAUAGCCUUCCCAACUACAUUUCAUCGACUUUGCAUAUGGCACAUCACAUCAAAGUUCUCUGCUAAGUUACCACAUUCUGCUUAUAAGGAGUAUUGGCGUGAAUUUCAGAAAGCCAUAUGGGAUACUGACAAUAAGGAUGAGUUUGAUGCAAAAUGGAAUAUUGUGGUUACAAAGGCUGGUUUGACUGACCAUCCAUGGCUAAGUUCAAUGUUUGAUUUAAGGGAAUCUUGGGUUCCAGCCUACGCACGACAAUUUUUUGCCGCUGGAAUGUCAAGCAGCCAAAGAGCAGAAGGUUCUCAUGGUUUUUUCAAGCAAUACAUAUCAAGGAGAAAUUCGUUGAUGGAUUUCAUAAUACGAUUUGAGAGGGCACUUUCUCAUCAACAUGAAAAAGAGUUAGUUGCUGAUCACGUAGAUGCAUUUGAAGUGGCUCAAUCAUGUUUCCUAGAGCUCAAAACAGAGGAUGCUUCUAAAGUUGUCUUUAACAUGAGCGAAAGGAAAACUUGGGAAACAAGAGUGGCAGAAGUCGUAUAUGUCAAAGAUUCUGACCACGCAUCGUGUAGCUGCAAAAGAUUUGAAUUUGUUAGAAUUAUUUGCAAGCACAUCCUAGCAUUGUUCAGAAGGGACCAGAUUGAAUAUAUGCCCGAUAAAUAUAUUUUGAAGAGGUGGAAGAAAACUGCGAAAUCUGGAUUGGUGUCAGAUACAAAUGGCAACGAAAUUAAAGACUGUACAGAUCCUGGUCUUUUAAUAAAGCGGUGUACAAUGUCUCGACUUGCUUCAGAUGUGGUUGAGGAUGCAUUAAUGAGUGAAGAAGGAUGUGAGCUACUGUCAGAGACUCUAAAAAGUUUGCAGGUGAAGUUGAAGUUGUUGAAGGAUGGACCAAGUAAUAACGAAGUUGGAGGGUCCAGCUCUCAAACACAAUAUAUGAAAGACCCUAAGAGAGUGAGGUGCAAAGGAAGGUCGAAAGGAGUAACGGGAGCAAAGGAAAAGGCAAUGAAGCGAGGGAUUAGACACUGUCGAGAGUGUGGACACAUUGGUCAUGAUAGAAGACAAUGCCCAAGAAAUUUGAACACACCGACAUCACCGUCGAACAAUGACGAAUCAACUCCAAUAUAUCGUAGUGACCCACUAUUCGACGAAUUUGACAGGAUGCACAGACCAACUGAAUGA
Molecule: messenger RNA, 1596 nt
Organism: Prunus persica (peach)
Lineage: Eukaryota; Viridiplantae; Streptophyta; Magnoliopsida; Rosales; Rosaceae
Product: protein FAR1-RELATED SEQUENCE 5-like
Exons: 4
Coding region: 1-1596 (531 amino acids)
Biological process (GO): regulation of DNA-templated transcription
Molecular function (GO): zinc ion binding; nucleic acid binding
Source: RefSeq, a predicted model, not a curated record